Molecule: messenger RNA, 5770 nt
Organism: Patiria miniata (bat star)
Lineage: Eukaryota; Metazoa; Echinodermata; Asteroidea; Valvatida; Asterinidae
Product: patatin-like phospholipase domain-containing protein 7
Exons: 29
Coding region: 381-4712 (1443 amino acids)
Biological process (GO): lipid metabolic process
Cellular component (GO): endoplasmic reticulum
Molecular function (GO): phosphatidylcholine lysophospholipase A1 activity
Source: RefSeq, a predicted model, not a curated record
AUUUGUUGACCCUCAUGUCAGUCAUUGAGCAGUGCAUCCAGUAUCCACUCCCAUUUGUUUCAACAAAAUAGGUUUAUCUUAGGCCCAUCCCCUCUGCCCGCACACGAGCAAGCAAUGAUGCAGGUAAUUGCAUCCAAUUUUCACGCAGGUAUCAUUCACAUCUCAUUAGCAUUCGAGGAACCUUGGACAAUUUCCCUUGUGGGCACAGAGACUGAAUAAUUCAGGAUUGGAAUGACUCAUGUCCACGGUGCAUUCAGUACCGUCUGAUCAUGCUGUGCUGUGCGCACAAGACUCUGAUCGUGAUUGUAGUGUUAAAUCCAAAGCAUUAAUCUUGAUACUUCUGACUAAAUUCUAGCAGCAGUAAUAAUGCGGAGGGGGAUAUGUCUGGCACGGGCUAUGUAAACCACGUCCGCAUCUGGCCCAGGUCCGGACUGUUCUGCCUGUAUCUAGGGGUGUUCUUGCUCCUCCUGCAUGCUUUUUACAAGCUCCUAUCAUGGUAUUUGUAUGUCACCAUGUUGUUGUCCUUGUACGAACAGACGGUCAUGACGGCUGGGUUGAUCGUUGUCGUGCUGGUGGCGGCCAUCUUGAUUUGUGCUAUCAUACGGCACAGGCGAAAAAUGAAAUUAACUAAUACAGCUCAGGCAGCUGGCCCGAAACCUCGCUUCAGAAAGAGGGAGAAAUUUAUGUUCUAUGGCCGUAAGAUGCUUAGAAAGGUCCGUUCAAUAUCUGGCUCCCAGAUUCACUCUGCCCGUCGGCAAGUCCGGAAAAGACGGGAUUACAUCAACUUGGCCAGAAGCUUGAAAAACAUUUUGCAGACGGACGAUGGAAGCAUGCAGCCAGUGCUCCAGGUCAAGGAACCUCCACCGGCUAUCCUGGAGGCUGACCCUAAUGAGAUGCAACUACCUCCGGAGCUUCAUAUACCGCCGGAGGUACUCUACAUGCUGAAAAAUAUCAGGGUAUUUGGGCAUUUUGAGCAGCCACUCUUUCUGGAGCUCUGCCGUUCCGUAGAGACCAAGUUUGUUCCUGCCGGGGCGUUCCUCUUCCGCAGAGGCCAGCCCGACGAUAGCAUCUUUGUUGUCCAGUCCGGCAGGCUGUGUGUCUUCAUUACAGAGCCGGAUGGCCAUGAGUUUGAGGUCAAAAAAGUCUUACAGGGAGACAGCGUCCAUAGUCUUCUCAGUGUACUGGAUGUCAUUACUGGCCACCCUAACCCAUACAAGACAGUGUCGGCCAAGGCUACAGAGGACACCAUGGUCUUGCGGCUGCCGGUCAGAGCGUUCCAGUCGGUGUUUGAGCGGUAUCCGGAGAGUCUUGUCAGAGUGGUACAGAUGAUGGUGGUGAGACUGCAGCGAGUGACUUUCCAGACACUUCACAAUCUACUUGGUCUCAGCAGUGAACUCAUCAACAUGGGGGACAUCAGUGAUCCCAAUCUGAACAUCCACGUGCUGAACCGAAGGACCUGCAGCCCCGUUAAGAAACCCAGUACCGCCUCGCUAGGAUCUAACUCCAGUGAGGAGGCUGUCACCAAGGUUACCCAUAUGGACAGCGAGAAAAGAGAGCGGUCCGGCACUGCCAGUGCAUCAGACAGCGAUCAAGAGUCCAGAAACAGGUCCAGCUCCACUGCUUCUACGAGCGUCGUGGGACGUAUCAACCCUCUCACAGGCCGACCGCGAUCUCAUUCGCUGGCUGUUAUCAGCCUGAAUUUGCCGUCGGGACAGAAGAAGCCCAAACCCACGUCGCUAGAGGUGGACACCACGGGACGGCUUCUCAUGAGCGCCUCAGACUUCCAAGCGGCGGCCGGACGGGCCCGCGUCCAAGGACUGGAGGACAACAAAGCUUACAAAAUGUCUGCCCAAGACGACCUUCCAGGACCCUCGGGUACAGACAGCGGCUCAGAGGUCAAGGGCUUAGCCUCGGCCAGCCCCAAGGUCCAGAAACGGGUCACCAUCGCCGAGGGUUACACCACGAGCCCCAGAGACAAGAAGCGGCACGUCUCGGGAGACAACACUGUCUACUCGGAUGAGGAGAUCCAGGAGAUGGCCAGGAAGGACCUGGUCAGGAUUCUUGGACUGGAGGAUGGCAGCAUUCUGGACGAGCAUGCAAAUAUCGCUCACAUCCAAGCAGGCAGUGUGGUCAUACGGGAAGGAGAUCAGGAAGCCAGUCUCUUGUUUGUAGUGACCGGCAGUCUGGCCAUGAUCCAGACCAUUGUGGACACGGACGAGGAGCAGGUCAUCUUUGUAGCCCGGCCGGGGGAGUUUGUGGGUGAGCUGGCCGUAUUGACUGGGGAACCAUCCUUCUUCACGGUCCGUGCUAGACAGGACUGCUUCGUGGUCGCCAUCAGUAAGACUAGCUUUUACAGUAUUAUGAGGCUAUGCCCUCAGGUAGUGCUGCGCAUCGGUCAAUACGUGGUCAAGAAACUCUCGCCGUUUGUCCGCCAGACGGAUUUUGCGCUGGACUGGAUGGGUCUGGAAGCUGGGAAGGCAGUUUACAGGCAAGGGGAGAAGUCGGACUGCGUCUACAUUGUCCUGAAUGGCCGCCUUCGGUCUGUCCUAACACUCCCCUGCGGCAAGAAGGAACUCAUGGGUGAGCACGGCCGCGGUGAGAUCGUCGGCGUGGUGGAAGUACUGACCAGGACUGACCGGAGUACUACCGUCCAUGCCAUCAGAGACACAGAGCUUGCCAAGCUGCCAUCGGGCAUGCUGGAUCUGAUCAAGCGCAAGUACCCACAGACCGUCUCCAGACUGAUUGAGAUCCUGGGUCAAAGGUUACUGGGUCAGGUCCAGGAGAAGGUCGGGUCACAUGCAAUCUCAGACAUGCAUGCGUCAGCCCCCGUUGAGAACCUGUCCACUGUGGCCAUUGUGGCCAUCUCAGAUGACGUCCCUGUCUCCAACUUCACACUGGAGCUCAUGCAUUCACUCAACGCAAUUGGUUCCGUCCUUCGACUGACCAAGGAGCACAUCCUCCAAACCCUCGGGGGCUCAGCCCUGGAUAGCAUGCAUGAGUACCGGCUGACAGACUGGCUGGGCCAACAGGAGGAUUUACAUCGUAUCGUCCUGUAUCAAGCUGACAAACGCAUGACCACGUGGACGCAACGAUGCAUCAGACAGGCUGACUGCAUCUUGAUAGUUGGCAUUGCCGACCAUGACCCAACCCAGGUCGGCAACAUCGAGAAGCAGAUUGAGAGCUCCGCGGUCCGUGCCCAGAAAGAGCUCAUCCUCCUCCACAAGGAGAAGGACGGCGUCUACGCGCCUCCCGAGCGCACCGCCGAGUGGCUGAACGCCCGGGGCUGGUGUGUCUCCCACCACCACAUCCGCUGCCCAAAGAGGAUGUUCAGCAAGCGCUCGCCGGCUAAAAUCCGAGAGACCUACGAGAGGUUGUUUGAGAAGGCUCCCAUCCGCACCUCAGACUUCUCCCGGCUAGCGAGGUUCCUGACGGGAACCUCGUUUGGGCUCGUCCUUGGAGGGGGUGGAGCAAGAGGUAUGUCUCAAGUAGGCAUCAUGCAAGCCAUGGAAGAAGCCGGCAUCCCCAUCGACGUGGUGGGCGGGACCAGCAUCGGAGCCUUCACUGGCGCCCUCUAUUGUGAGGAAGGCAAAGUGGAGGGUGUCGCCAGCCGAGCGUUCAAGUGGUGCAAGGACAUGGGCACGCUGUGGCCCAAGAUCACCGAUCUGACGUACCCAUUCACUGCUAUGUUUACGGGCCGGGCUUUCAACAAGAGCAUACGGGAUGCCUUCCAGGACAAGCUGAUUGAGGACUUGUGGAUCCCCUACUUCAACAUCUCAACCGACAUCACUGACUCUAAGAUGAGAGUCCAUACGAGUGGUUCUGUUUGGAGGUAUACCAGGGCCAGUAUGACCCUCUCCGGUUACCUCCCUCCGCUCUGCGACCCUAAAGACGGACAUCUGUUGUUAGACGGAGGAUACGUCAACAAUGUACCAGCCGACGUCAUGCGAUCCAUGGGAGCUCAGACGGUCAUCGCAGUGGACGUCGGCAGCGAGGACAACACACAGCUGACCAACUACGGCGACGACCUCUCAGGGUGGUGGCUGCUAUGGAAACGCUGGAACCCCUGGGCCAGCCAUGUUAGGGUGUUGGACAUGAGUGAGAUCCAGAGCCGCCUGGCCUACGUGUCCUGCAUGAAGCAACUAGAGGAGGUCAAGAAUAGUAGCUACUGCCAGUACAUCAGACCACCCAUCAACAGAUACAAGACCAUGCACUUCCACAAGUACCAAGACCUGUGCGACAUCGGCUACCACCACGGCCAGACGGUCUUUGAAGGCUGGAAGAAGAGUAAAUACCUGGACGAGCUCUUCAAGGAGAAGCGAGACAACCAGAGGAGGAGGACGGACCAACCACAGACCGUUGGUCAGAUACCACGCUUCACUGACUUGGCUGCAAUAGUGUCCAGGCUGAACACACCACAGUGGGUGCCGUUUAACCAAGAUGAAGUCGACCACACGGACUCGGCCACGCUCUGGCGUCUGGAGAGCCGCGUGGGAAGCGACCUUCCCCCGGCCGGCGGCGUGUCCGACCCCCACCGCCAGAGCCUGUCCAGCGAGGAGAUCGAGGUGGAGGAAUCAGAGUCGGACGUCUCGCCUCCAAUGCCGCAGGUCCAGAGCAUCCUGAGCGACGGGGUGCGGCAACGCAAGGUGGGCUUCAACGAAACGGCAGCUGUCGACGAUGAAGUAGAAGAAGAUGAAUACGAAGAUGAGAAUUGAAAUUGCUUGACAGACUGCGGUCAGAGCCUCGCCAAUCCAACAUGUAUUUAAAAUGACCAGAAUGGACCUAAAUAAUAUUUGAUUUCGGACGGGAGACAGUCAUGUUUCAUUUUUCAUUGACUGGAUUUUGAAGCCCUUUUGAACGAUUACAACAGUAGAUCUUUAGUAGUCGCUCCUAAUUGUUCCAAUUCUGAUCGUUGCAAUGAUAAGGUUCAGCACAACUCUGAAACGUCAGUCCAAAAACAGGGUUACAGUCAGGGAUGUAGUCGAGUUCAUCACAAGUCCAUCACAAGUCCUCCAGUCCCAAUUCAACUCCCAAGCUAUUCAAAUGAGCUUUGACAAAGGCAUUCCUUUGUUAUUGUUCAUCCACUGUUACUUGUGACUGGACUUGCGAUUUUUAUGUGACUGGAUUUGUGACGGACUUGACUUGAGGAAUUUGGCUUAUGCGCAUGCGGAGAUCCCGCAACUAAGCAUUCUAAGCACAAAAAACAUUUGCUUACUCAAAAGUGGUUACCAACCAAAUUGCUAUGUCAGUUAGCAUUGCUUGUGGUUGGUUCCCUGCUUGAUUAGCGCUGAGCAGACAAAUUUACGAAGCAGUAUUUUGUGUUGAAAAGCAGGUUUGUGUAAUUGGGCCCAGAACGGUUCUCUACAUAAGCCAGACAUGUACAGGAAUUUUUAGUUGUUGAUAAGACCGAGUAACAAAAUAGAACGGUUUCUCGUCCGGGAUUUUGAAAAAAUGAAGCGGACGGGGUUUUUUUGCCUCCCUUUUACCCCAAGAUGGUGGAUUUUCCAAGAUGGGGAUAGAUUCUUCCAUUUUCUCAACUCUUUUUGCAAAUACAAAAUUGCGUCCAAAGUAGCUUUAACCCUUUCUACAUAGCUACAAUUUUGUUGGGAAACAAAUAAAACGUCAAUAUGUUUGCAUAAUAUACAUUUCAAAUGUAUGAAUUGCAACAACAAAAAAGAGGAAGCUGGCAGGAAAAAAGAAGCAGGUGGAGACAAGAAACUGUUUUUUUUUUUUACUUGGCCUAAAUGAUAACAGGAUUUGAGGUUUGGUUGGG